UUAAUUCCAGAAAGAAAAUAACCGGGGUGCAGUCACACUGUAGCUGUUGAGCAGCCCCUAGCCUAGCUAGAUGUACGUGUGUGUGCGGACUUGUCCCUCUUGCUGAACGUGUGUUUGCGGUUAUGGAGACUGGGGUUAAGACCCUCUUCUUAUAGGGUUAUUGUUUUUGUGGACUAGGGAUUUGAGACCCUCGUCACGUCACGCUGAGGGGGUUGUCUGUCCGUGUGUGGAGGGGGUUAUUCUGUGUGUGUGUGUGUGGGACCUAGCUCCAAGCUGGCGGAUCGGGAGGACUCAGAUUGCUCGGAUCAGAUGAUCCAUCUUCAGCUGACCAUCUCAGGGGACUGGCCAGCACCCUGUGACUCCCAGCGGGUGGAGAUGCCCAGGAGAGAGAUAGAGGUGGUGAAGGGUCAGAUGGUAGUCCUACAAGCCUGGUACAGCCCCACAUCUGAUAUUGGCAGGAACAGCGUCAUCUGGAACUUCAUGGCCAACGACUCCAAGCAGGUCAUCUCCUACAGUAAUGGUGAGCCAGGGAUAGGUAGUCCUGAGUUCAGGAAGCGUGUUGGGUUCAGCCUGUCCAUGCCCUCGUCCAAUCUCUCCAUCUACAUCAACAACACCCAGGAGUCAGACUCAGGACGAUACCUCUGCAAUGUCAUCAUCCCUGGAGCCGCCGGUCUCUCUGGAGAAAUGCGCCUCAAUGUCAAAGUCCCUCCCUCGCCUCCAGUGUGCACGAUGACUGGGUCAUCUGUGCUGAAUGGCAAUGUGACACUAAGCUGUAAAUCCAGUUCGGGCGAACCCAUCCCUCAUUACAAAUGGACCAAGAAUGCCCCCAUGUCAGAGGUCUUCUUUUCCCCCAUGCAGAAAUGGAGAGCCUGCCCCUCGCCCUUGCUUGUUCUAGGGUUCAUGGAUGAGAGGCAAGGCACCCUCAGGUUGAGUAACCUCACUAAGAGCAUGUCAGGGAAAUAUGUGUGCCGAGCUAGCAACACUGCCGGUUCUGACACUUGCUCUAUCAACCUGGAGGUCUUCACCUCCUCUAAUUCUGGAGCGAUUGCUGCUGCUACUCUGGGGUCCAUCGUGGGACUGGUAGCCAUCAUACUCUUCCUCAUCUUCAUGCUGAGGAGGAGAGACCACGAAGAGGAGGAGAUAGCCAAUGAUAUCAAGGAGGAUGCCCAGGCACCCAAGCGUGUUUCCUGGGCAAAGAGUGGCACAGGCUCAGACAUCAUCUCCAAAAAUGGCACGCUGUCAUCCAUAGCCACAAGCCCCCAUCCGGGAGACCCCCAGCAGCUCAAAAACUUCCCCUACCCCACUGCACCGGCCUCUGACACAGGCUCUGUGCUCAACGCUUACCGCCUUCGGCCUGGAGAGCUCAACCCCCUGCAGGGCCUCCCAGGGUACAUCAGUGGCACACUUCCACCCAGGCACACCAGACCCCUCUGUGUUGCUAACAACAUUGAUGCCACCUAUCCACAAGGUCACAGUCGACCCCCCAGUUCUAACCACAUCAGUGGGACUCCACCCCCUGGCCACACCCGGCUCCUCAGCACUAGUAUCAUUGUUGACACUCCUCCCCAUGGGUUCAGUCAACCACCCAGUUUUAACCAUGUUGGUGUCACCUCUCCACAUGGGUACAGCAGACCCCAUAGUUCUAACAACAUUGGUGCCCCCUCCCCCCAGGGGCACAGUCGACCCCCAAGUUCUAACAAUAUCGGCGCCCUCUCUCCACAUGGGCACAGCAGACCACCAAGCUUGAACCAUAUCAGUGGCAGCUCUCCACACAGGCACAGCCAACCCCCCAGUUCCAACCACAGCCGACCCCCCAGCAUCAGUAGCAUGCCUCACUAUGGACACAGCAGAUCCUCCAGUUCUAACGGUGCCCCACCUCAUUCCCCACCUGGCCACAUGGUCACAGACCCCGACAAGACUGAGGGGGCCCAGCCCCAGGUACCACGCCCUCUCACCUCGCCCAUCAGCUCCACCACCCUGGCCCGUAUGGGGGCUGUGCCCGUCAUGGUGCCCGCUCAGAGCCAGGCUGGAUCACUGGUAUAGCCCACUGGAGUGUCUCCUGUUUUACUACUGAACACAAAAAACUGAAGCAAAUGGAUAAAGACUUCCUCAAAGGAAGAUUGCACAGAGUAGAGAAGGAUUUGCUUGGAAUUAAAAACACUUUUUUAUUGUGAUCGUUCAAAAUGAUGUUCGGAGUAGAAAGAAGAGCUCAUGCUGAAGAAGACACUUGUGGAAUCUCCUGUAUUCAAGUCUGCACAAGUUCAAAGACUUAAUUGAUUUGUUUUUAUUCUUUUAGCUGUUUUCAAAUCUUUUUUGCUAAAUAAAUGUUUUUGCUUUUAUUUGCCAUGCUCAGAUUCUUUAAGGUUAAAACAAGGCCUAUUCUAUAUUCUUUAAGGCCUUUUAUAAACUGGGUGGUUCGAACCCUGAAUGCUGAUUGGCUGGCAGCCGUGGUAUAUCGGACCGUAUAUCUUUUUACUGCUCUAAUUACGUUGGUAACCAAUUUAUAAUAGGAAUAAGACACCUUGGGGGUUUGUGGUAUAUGGCCAAUAUACCAUGGCUAAGGGCUAUAGCCAGGCACUCCACUUUGCAUAAGAACAGCCCUUAGCCUUGGGAUAUUGACCAUAUACCAACACCCUUUUUUAGCAAGUUGUUUGCGAAGACGUUGUUGAAUCGAGAUGCAGUGCAUUUGGAAAGUAUUCAGACUUUUCCACAUUUUGUUAUGUUACAGCCUUAUUCUAAAGUAUCCUCAUCAAUCUACACACAAAACCCCAUAAUGACAAAGCAAACAGAUUUUUUGAAAUUUUUGCAAAUGUAUAUAUAAAAAAAAAAACAUAAAUACCUUGUUUAUAUAAGUACUCAGACCCUUUGCUAUGAGACCCUAAAUUGAGCUCAGGUUCCAUCGAUCAUUCUUAAGAUGUUUCUACAACAUGAUUACCUGUGGUAAAUUCAAUUGAUUGGACAUGACUUUGAAAGGCACACACCUGUCUUUAUAAGGUCUCACAGUGCAUGUCAGAGCAAAAACCAAGCCAUGAGGUCGAAGGAAUUGUCCUUCGAGCUCCGAGACAGGAUUGUGUUGAGACAGAUCUGAGGAAGGGUAGGUACAAAAAAAAACAUUUCUGCAGCAUUGAAGGUCCCCAUCAUUCUUAAAUGGAAGACGUUUGGAACCACCAAGACUUUUCCUAGAGCUGGCCGCCUGGCCAAACUGAGCAAGCAGGGGGAGAACGGCCUUGGUCAGGGGGGUGUCCAAGAACCCGAUGGUCACCCUGACAAAGCUCCAGAGUUCCUCUGUAGAGAUGGUUGUCCUAUCUCUGCAGCACUCCACCAAUCAGGCCUUUAUGGUAGAAUGACCAGACGGAAGCCACUCUUCAGUGAAAGGCACAACAGCCCACUUGGAGUUUGCCAAAAGGUACCUAAAGACUCUCAGACCAUUAGAAAACAGAUUCUCUGAUGAAACCAAGAUUGAAAUAUUUGGCCUUCCACUGUUAGUGGAAUUCUAAAUUCCUCUGUAUUAUUUCCCAAUCAGAAUUAUUACUCUUGUCAAUGCAUUCUAAAGGGAUUGUCAGACCCAAUAUUUUUAUAAGAAAUGGACAGAGUCCCGGUCUUAAAAGUCAGGUAACAGCGUUUAAUUCAAGAGAGUACUGAAGCAAAUUACAAAGAACCUUACAUUUUAAAGAGACAACAUAAAAUGACAUCAUCAGUUUCUCACACCCUCUCCGAUCCACACAUAGUGCAGUGUCUUCAGUUCUGGAGAUCUUCUACUCCCCUCAUAAAACAAACAUUCCAAUCUGUCUAAAAGACAUCUUCUCCUCCACUAAUGGAACAUCAAAGACCAUUCUUAUCUGUCAGAAAAGAUAUAUGCCUCCCUUUUCCCUUUCCCACAAGGUACAGAUAAUUAAUUUGUUUUACUUACAUUUUCAGUAACAGCUUAACCAAGAACCCAUACAUUUCAUACCAUAACAUAAUAGUAUUAAAAUAACUGGUUCUAAUCUAAUGUAUGCAUAAUUAAUCAUUUCAACUAUAAUUUCCUCCAACAGAAACCUGGCACCAUCCCUACGGUGUAGGAUGGUCAUUGCAGCAUCAUAUGAUGUGGGGAUGUUUUUCAGUGGCAGGGAUUGGGAAACUAGUCCGGAUCGAGGGAUAGAUGAACAGCAAAGUACAUAGAUCCUUGAUGAAAACCUCCAGAGCGCUCAGGACCUCAGACUGAGGCGAUUGUUCAUGUUUCAACAGGACAACGACCCUAAGCACACAGCCAAGACAAUGCAGGAGUGGCUUCGGGACAAGUUUCUGAAUGUCCUUGAGUGGCCCAGCCAGACCCUGGACUUAAACCCAAUCUAACAUCUCUGGAGAGACCUGAAAAUAGCUGUGCAGCGAUGCUCCCCAUCCAACCUGACAGAGCUUAAGAGGAUCUGCAUAAAAGAAUGGGAGAAACUGCCCAAAUACAAUUGUGCCAAGCUUGUAGCGUCAUACCCAAGAAGACUCUAGGCUGUAAUCGCUGCCAAAGGUGCUUCAACAAAGUACUGAGUAAAGGGUCUGAAUACUUAUGUAAAUUGUUUAUUUUUAUACAUUUGCAAACAUUUCUAAAAAUCUGUUUUUGUAUGUAGAUUGAUAUGGGGGGGGAACAAUAUAAUCUAUUUUAGAAUAAGGCUAACGUAACAAAAUGUGGAAAGUCACGAGGUCUGAAUGCUUUCCAAAUGCACUGUAUUUGACAGGUUUGACUUAUAUACAUUGUGUAAAAUUGUUAUGCCAGUUAUUGAUAAGGGAGGUGUUGUCUGGCGAGAACAUGCUCAAGAACGCACAUCACUUCCCACAGAGAUGGGUUAAACAUUUAACUUCACGCACACGCAAAUACCUGAUAUACAGUAAAGCACACUCCCUUAGUCCUCCUUGAGUCUUCUUCUCAGGCCAACUGUUCAUGUUGAGUUGUUACAACUCCAGUAAAACCUCCCAUACAUGUUCUAUCCAGGUAUUUUAUAAACAUUUCCAGUAUUGAAAUUCUAAAGCAUUGACCCAUACUUGCACACGUAUCUAAUAAGAACUUAUAUUACAGAAUAUUGUGGUUUUCACAUUCAUGUAUACUAAGAAUAUAAUCUUAAUUAGGUAGUUGGAAUGUAUAAUUCAUUGAUAAUGCUAGGCUGAGAUUUCUGGGCUUUAAAUAUUCUUUCCUUAACUCAAAGGCCCAGUGCAGUCAUGUGAUUUUCCUGUGUUCUGAGGUUGGAAUAAUACUGUGAAAUUGA
This is a messenger RNA of Oncorhynchus nerka (sockeye salmon), 5234 nucleotides long. Its product is annotated as endothelial cell-selective adhesion molecule-like. The transcript is spliced from 8 exons. Gene Ontology annotation, cellular component: adherens junction; plasma membrane. Gene Ontology annotation, molecular function: cell-cell adhesion mediator activity. Gene Ontology annotation, biological process: homophilic cell-cell adhesion. Lineage: Eukaryota; Metazoa; Chordata; Actinopteri; Salmoniformes; Salmonidae. The record is from RefSeq and is a predicted model, not a curated record. Bases 310 to 2043 code for a protein of 577 amino acids.